AUGGACAUCCCAGAAGCAGAAGUCUUUCCUGUCCUCAAAGGCAAGGUCGCCAUCAUCACCGGGGGCGCCCAGGGCAUGGGCAAGGCGACGGCCGCCGUGUUCGUCAAAGCGGGCGCCAAGGUGGUCAUCGCCGACAUCAAGGAGGAGCAGGGCCAGCAGGUGGCCGCCGAGCUGUCGAAGCUGGGCGAGAUUCACUUCGUGAAGGCCGAUAUCUCCAAGUCGGCCGAUGUGCAGAACCUGGUCGCGCAGACGGUGGCCAAGUACGGCCAGCUGGACGUCGCGGUCAACAACGCGGCGCUCACGCCGGACAAGACGCCUGUCACCGACUUUGACGAGGACUACUGGCGUAAGCUCGUCGACAUCAACCUCACUGGCACCGCUCUGUGCUGCAAGUACGAGAUGCAGCAGAUGAUCAAGCAGGGCAACGGCACGCCGGGCCGGUACUCGAUCGUCAACAUCGCCUCCAUCAACGCCUUCCGCCCGCAGCCCAACAUGCCCGCGUACACGGCGACCAAGCAUGCGCUGCUGGGCCUCGUCAAGCACGCUGCCAUGGAGGGCGGGCCUCACGGGAUCCGCGUCAACGCCAUUGCGCCGGGGGCGAUCUUUAGCGAAAUGUCCGCCGCCGCGCUCAAGAUCAUGGGCACGACCCACGACGAAUUCGCUCCCAAUGUGAGCUACCUGCGUCGGUUCGGCCAGGGCCACGAGGUGGCCCAGGGCUCGCUGUGGCUGUCAUCGAACGCGGCCUCUAUAUAUAAAUUCCUAUAA
Messenger RNA from Rasamsonia emersonii CBS 393.64, 765 nucleotides. Its product is annotated as Glucose 1-dehydrogenase. The record is from RefSeq and is a predicted model, not a curated record. Lineage: Eukaryota; Fungi; Ascomycota; Eurotiomycetes; Eurotiales; Trichocomaceae. The transcript is spliced from 3 exons. Bases 1 to 765 code for a protein of 254 amino acids. Gene Ontology annotation, molecular function: oxidoreductase activity.